Molecule: messenger RNA, 6127 nt
Organism: Rhea pennata
Lineage: Eukaryota; Metazoa; Chordata; Aves; Rheiformes; Rheidae
Gene: SECISBP2
Product: SECIS binding protein 2
Exons: 18
Coding region: 50-2674 (874 amino acids)
Biological process (GO): selenocysteine incorporation
Cellular component (GO): ribonucleoprotein complex
Molecular function (GO): ribonucleoprotein complex binding; selenocysteine insertion sequence binding; mRNA 3'-UTR binding
Source: RefSeq, a predicted model, not a curated record
CUGGGGAGCGGGAGCGCGGCGCGGCGCGGGGCCGCGGCCCGUCCUCGCCAUGUCCUCGGAGCGGCGGCCGGGCGGCGGCGGCGAGGGCAUCAAGUUAUCAGCAGAGGUCAAACCGUUUGUACCCAAACAUGCAGCGGUAACUGUGGCAUGGUCAGAACCCUCAGCAGCAUGUGUCUUUCCUAGGUACUUAACUACAUGCUACCCGUUUGUUCAGGAACCAGCUUUGGAUAAUGUUGUGGGAGAUCCUACGCUCAGUGAAUACUCCAGCUGCUCUUAUUUGCCUGAUGUUGUUUCAAGUGUAUAUCCAGUAGCAAGCUCGCAAUAUCAUUCUAACAACUCUACAUACUAUAAUAGUUCCAGAACAGUCAGUGAAUCUGCUGAACAAACAUGUCUGAUCAGACCAGAAAGUAAGAACAUUUCAAAGCAGAGGAGGUCGAAAGAGGGUAUGAAAAAAAUAGACAAGAAAAGGCAUGGUGGAGAUGACUCUUCUGGCAGAAUUGUGAACAGGACUUCUUUCCAGACCUCUGCAUGCAGCAGAGAUUCCAUGAAACCAGACAGGUUCAAUAAAGCUACAAACAGGAAGUCAACACAAACUCCAAAAAGAGAGAGUCUUCCUGUACCCACCAUUGAAGCUCCAAUUUUGGAUUUCUCCAAGUCACAGAGUUUGGGAAGCAGUGAGGUAUUGGAUGUACAGUGUAGAAACGGAUCAGUAUGUUCAGCAGAAAAUAACAUUAUGUGCCUUAGUCAACCACUGAAAACACAGACCUCUCCGUUGUUCAACACAGAGGAAGAUAUUUCUGUGGAAAGCAAAGCUCCAUCAAAAACCAAUGAACCAGUAGCCAGUCUAAUUCCUUCAUCAUUUGAUGGUAGAGCACUUCCUCAAACAUCUGCAGAUGGUUCUGCUCAGCCACAUGUGUCUUGGGCCAUGGUUCUUUCACAGCCCCCAAAGAAAAUUUUGUCAUCGCCAGCAUCUGAAGGUCUUUCCAGAAGCAGAGGGAAGCAGGAUAGUCAGGCAAAGUUAGAAACAAGAAAUGAUGCUAGUGAAACCGAGCCUGAAGACGGGUCAGAAAAGAAGAAGAAAAAGAGAAAAAAGAAAAAGAAACCUAAAUCAUCCACUGAAGUAGAGAAACCUCAAAAUGAAACUACUACUGUACAGGAACCACCAAGGAUUGAGGAUGCUGAAGAAUUUCCUGAUCUGACAGCAGCUUCUGAUAGGAGAAGCAGAGUGGGAUCUCAGAAGUCAUCAUUUUCUCCUGCUGUCAGAAAGGAGUCUGAAGUCGAUCUCCGCGAAAUGUCCUGUGAUAGUCAUUCUCCCAAGCUGGAUGGAACACCCAAGGUGGAUGGAGUAUCAGGGAAGCAAACUGUAUCUGUUGCAUUAGAAAGAAAGAAAAUGCAGGAAACACCUAAGAGCAGUGGGAAGAAGAGUCAAAUUCCUGUGCAGUUGGAUUUGGGUGGCAUGUUGGCAGUCUUGGAGCAGAAACAGCAAACAGGGAAGUCAAAACAGUCUUCUAAACCUGUGGUGUUUACAGUUGGUGGUGCCAUACCAUUGCUUUCUAAAGAACCUUCUACAGCAACAAAAAAUCAUCGGUUAAACGAAGGAAAGAUGCCUCAUAACCCUUUGGAUUCCAGUGCUCCUUUGGUAAAGAAAGGGAAGCAGAGAGAAGUUCCUAAAGCAAAGAGACCAACACCUCUUAAAAAGAUUAUUUUAAAAGAAAGAGAACAACGAAAACAGCAGCACCUGUUAGAACAGACAGCAGUAUCAAAGGAUGGAGAUAACAUUUGUCAGACUGUAGAAAAUACUAAUGAAGAUGAAACACUUCCACAGGAUAGCCAAGCAGCUGUUCCUGUAACACAAGUUGCUGUGGCUCAGAACAACUCUGAAGGAUUGCUGGAGGGCCCAGGGAUCAAGGAUUUUACAGAAAGCUCUACAGCUUCAAAGCAGCUAAACUCCAAUCUUCCGAAAAUCCACAGUAGGAGAUUUAGAGAUUAUUGCAGCCAGGUACUUAGUAAAGAAGUUGACAGUUGUGUGACAGAUCUCUUAAAAGAACUGGUUCGUUUCCAAGAUCGCUUGUAUCAGAAAGACCCAGUAAAGGCCAAGAUAAAACGCCGUCUUGUUAUGGGGCUUAGAGAAGUUUUAAAACAUCUGAGGCUGAAAAAGCUCAAAUGUGUCAUCAUCUCUCCUAACUGUGAAAAGAUUCAGUCAAAGGGUGGGUUGGAUGAGACCCUACACAACAUUAUCGACUGUGCCUGUGAACAAAAUAUCCCGUUUGUCUUCGCCCUUAACCGCAAGGCUCUAGGCCGCUGUGUGAAUAAAGCAGUGCCUGUGAGUGUGGUUGGAAUUUUUAGCUAUGAUGGGGCUCAGGACCAUUUUCAUAGAAUGGUGCAGCUGACCACAGAGGCCAGGAAGGCGUACAAAGAUAUGGUAGCAGCUUUAGAGGAAGAAGCUGAAGGAGGAUUAAGUGAAAAACCCUCCAGCAUCUCAGCCACUGAAAAUGAAAAAAGUGGCGUAUCAGAAACCAGUCAAACAUCUUCCAGAGACUCUGAUGAGGAUGUACCAAAUUAUAUUAAAAUCUGGAAAAAAAAGCUUGAAGAAGAAUAUAACCCUUAUGCCUUGGAAUUGGAAAAGAGUGCAACCACUGACGUGCUGGCGUUGAAUUCAGAAGAGCAUCAGUAAAUCCAGAUUCAAUUCUAUGAGACUUUUUUUAAUAGCCAUGUAAAUACUGAAUUAUCUAAAAUUAAAGAUUCAGGUAGGAAGAGGGCAUAGAGCAAAUUAAGAUAACUUAAGAACUGUCUGAAGUCAGCUAAGUAAAAUGUUCUAACUCUCUUUAAGCAAAAUGUACACUGGAGCACAUAAGCACUGACUAAUUCUUUUAGGUUUCUGUGUACUUGGCUGGUUAGUAUAGCGGACUAUAAUAGUAAACAAAUUGUCCUAACCCAGAACCACUUGAACUGGCGUGGUUACUUGUAAUGGUUUAAUGACUUAGCAUUGGCUUGUUAGUGGUACUAUAUGCCAAAAGAACUUGCUAGAAAUGAGGUUUUCUUUGGGAAAGUGAUUGGGUUUGAGGUGUUCUGCUUUCUACUUUUAAGUAAGUCUUGCUUAAAGAAAGAACUUACUUAAACCUUAAACUGAUGCAGGAGGGAGUUGACAUAGAGCUGCUAAGGUGGGCAGGCUGGCAUCAGUGUCACUCUCUUCCAGUAGGCAAGAAAUGCAUUUUAGGCAGGCAGCUUGAUUGAAACUAAUUAAGGAAAGCCAUGAUGACAGAAUUCAGUUAGCUCUUUAGCUGUGAUGCCUUGUUCUUCUGCGGGAUCAUACAGCAGGUAUAAGGGAGACAGCACAGACUACAAAGGUCUGCUACUAUAACAAGUUUAGUAUAGGUCCUGCCUUGAAUUUAGAGGAUGUUGAAGGUCAGGAAAGAGGCCAGUCUGCUCUCUCUGCUUCUCCACUCAUGCAGAUUCCUCUGUGCUCCAUUUUGGGGUUCUGUCAUUGUAUAAAUGUAAGAAAGAGGAGUUUUUAGUCAAUCUUGGUUUGCAUCUAAGGUAGGGAAAUUUUAUAUAGGAUAGAAACUUUGUAAAACUAAACAAGCACAUAAUGGUGGUAGAGCGUAUUAGGGGGAACUCCCUAUAUAAAUACUAUUGUUUACAGCUUGCACACAUCAGAUGAUAAGCCUAGAGAGCUCCCUUUUCUGCAGUGGAGGAUACAUAUGUAAGUUCUAUCAAGCAUUCUGAAAGAUGGUAUUGAUGCCUGGUGCUACAGCCAGCAGCUCUGAAGUAUGUUUGUAAAUGCUUUACCACAAUUACUUGCUUGCUUACUUAGCAGUUGUAGUGCAAUACUUCAGAAAGUAGCUGUCCUGUGAAGCUAGAGGUGAUAUGUACACACGCAUACACACACACAUGUAUAUAUAAAAACCUAUAAAUAAUUUUAAAGUUCAAAGAAUUUUGUAGAAUGUAAGAAAGAUGUAUAAAUAAUCUGCUAUAAUAUAUUGAUUCUAUAAAGUAUGGUUGAAGUGCAAUUCUUUGUGACUUAAGUAAACUCUUCUGGUGGGUAGUUAGUGGAUAUCUGAACUGUGAGCUUUGAGGAAGAACAUUCUUAGAGAAAAUGAACCGGUAUUGGGCUGAAAUGCAGAGUUGUUCAGUAGUUGCAAUGUCUUUUUUGGUAUUAGUUUCACCUAAUCUUAAAUGGAAAUUGAGGACUAAAGAUCUCAGUGAUGAAGGAUGGUUUUGGCUGGCAGGAGAUAUCCUUGGUCCCAAGGUAGGUUGCUGUUUGUUGGCACUCAUGACACUGAUGCACAUUUAAAGCUGCUAAUUUUUUUUUUCCUAGUCACUGCAUGGUAGCAUUGAAUGAUAGUUGGUGGAGCAUGCACGUCCUGAUGUUUUGCUGUAUUUCCUGUACAGCUUUUGUCUUAUCCUAGAGGAGCAUUCGGAACGACUUUGGAAGCAUUAUGGCUUGUCAAAAUCUUAGCCACUUUCUAAGGGGCAUUCACUGUAUGGGUCUGUUUACUAAUUCUGUUAAACAGAUGUUUUUUCAUAACGACUUCAGAGGCAUUUGUAUAUAAUCUCCUACUGAAAUUGUCUUAUGCAGAUUAAGAAUGUGUGAUGAAGCCAAAACUGAUUUGGCCCACACAUGUAGGCCAAAGAAAUGAGAAUUAGAAAAAAGAGCCUGUGAUCUGCUUAAUUACAGGUGUAGAAAGCUUUGCUUUCUUGUUAUGGCAGGUUUUAUUGGUAACAAUUCUGCUAGUGUAUUAAGGCUAGGCUCUCUGCUGCACCAGAGCUAAGGAUCAGAGGGCCUCUGACACCUCGAGCAAUAAGAUAAAUUGUUCUGUUUGCAAAGAAUGGAGCAAAAUAAAUUGAAGAAUAAAUUAAUUUAAGAUUGAGGUAAUAUCAGAAAAAGCUAAUGGAUAUAAAAUAGUGUGAUCUAACAGAUGUACCCACUCUGAUUGUUAGCACCCUUUUUUCUUCAUAGUGGUUCCUCACCUCUACUAGGUUAGCGUUCUGAUUGUCAGCAGUUUGUAUGCCUCAUAUACCUUGCAAAAAGUAGAGAUACAUGAAAGAACAGGCAACCAAUUUCUACUACUUAUGAUCCUUCUUUGCAAUGACAAGGCAAAGCACAGCUAUGCUUAACCAAAAAUCUCUCACCUCGGUCUUGUAAAGGUGUGAGGUAAAGGUACCUUCUUAUUCAGCAGCACAAAGCCAAAUUUAAAUCUGUUGAUUUAAUUAGUUGAAUAAAUGAAAGAGAAACAAUUUAAGAAAAAUCUUUUUUUUUUAGUUGUCCCUCAGUCAAAAAAGAUGUCAUAGGCAGAAACAAAAUGAACAAAAUAGUUCCCACUGAAUCUUGAACCAGCAUUAAUUUGUGAUUGUUAAUACGAAAAACAGGGAAAAUGGUUUUUGUGUAAGUGUUUUCACCCUGCAUGCAUGACAGUAAGGUGGUCUGGCAUUGAAAAAUGGGUCAUUCAGAAAAGUCUAAAAAUUAAGGUUUAGGAGGGAGAGAAUAUUUUCUUUAUAGUGAGAAACAAACCAUCUAAUUUAAAUCUUACCAGUUUGGGAUUAGCGUAGGGAUAAGCAUGAAGCUUUCCCUUAUUGCCUGUGGCUCAAUCUGUAGUGAUUCUUAGGUAAGCACAAUAUCUUACUUCCAGGUUUCUGAAGACCAUUGAUAAAGAGAGAAAACUUAAACUGUGCCUCAAACUUUUUAUUUAUUGGUUGUGGAAAGACAAAACUGAACAGCAAUGCAGUGGAAUAAGUAGGGCCCCACAUUACAAUUUGCAGUUGUUCACUAAGAAUAAGUGAACUUGAUACAAUUUCAGUCUUAAAAUUCAUUGAACAUGCAGUUGUUUAAAACAAUUACCUCAAAUUUUGAAGAAUAAUUUGCAGUAACUAAACAGUCUGCUUUAACUUGCAUGCUUUGUAAGCCACCUCUGUUUUGAGCACUUGUCAUAAUUUUCUUUAUUUGGUACAGAAACUUUUGUGACCAAAAGGUUUUGGAACAGCUAAGUUAAAUAUUAAAUGAACGUGCUGACACCAGAAAGGAAUGCUCUUUAAAACACUGGGAACAGGGUUUAAGGGUAAACGUAUUUAAAAAUAAUAACAAAUGGGACUGUGGAAGUGCCUUUAAAUAAAUGCGAUCCAAAUUUUA